CGACCGUUGACAAAUGGCAAGAUCAAAAGUUCACAAUAGUUGAAAAAGAAUUAAAACCAACAAACAAAUGUUGCAGCAAUUUCAUCACCUAUCUUGUUGUUAAUUAACCAUUUUUCCCUGUUUACUUCUUGUGAUAAGAUACUGUGAUGACGUAACCGAGAUUACAAUAAUUAUCGCGUCUUAUUUGACACGACGUAGAAUUGUUUGAUUUAUUUACAUUUUAACUUCCAAAAUGUCGCUAAAAACUUUAUUUUUAAGAACAAUUCUAAGACAGAACAACCUGAUCAAAUUUGCUCCAAUUCUAGUCAGAAAUCAUUAUGAAGAACAUAGAAAUUACAAUAGAUUCAGAUUCGGGAAAGCGACGGCAAUUGUAUUCGGUUCUGUGCUCAUUGGAUCUGCUGCGAAAGAGAAAAAAGAUGACAAACAAAAAGAAUCCAAGGAAGAACUCAUUGAAAUUGGAGUGAAAAGACCAGACUUACCAACAUAUAGAGCUGAAGAAGUCAGCAAACAUGAUAAUAGGUCGAGUUUCUGGGUCACAUACAAACACGGCGUAUAUGACGUCACAGCUUUCCUUCCUUCGCACCCUGGAGGGAAACAGAUCCUUAAUGCUGGUGGCUACAGCAUUGAGCCCUUUUGGAAUGUCUAUGGCAUGCAUAAGACGAAGCAAGUGUAUGAAUUACUGGAAUCGUAUAGAAUUGGUAAUCUCCAUGAUGAUGACGUGAUGGAUCACUCGGAUGAUGAGCUAUGGGUGCAAGAACCACAUAGAGACAAAAGGCUUGUUGUCAAAACAGCCAAGCCUUUUAAUGCUGAGAUUCCGGCCAAUGAACAAGUGGAAAAUUUUGAUACGCCGAAUGAUCUAUUUUAUGUUCGCCAACACAUGCCUGUUCCGCAGUUGGACCCUAAUAAGCACAAACUGAAAAUUCACAUAAAAGGGGCCAAUAAUAAAAGCUUUGAGUUCAGUCUGAAACAAUUAGAGAAAAAGUUUAAAAUUGUUGAAGUGAGCGCCGCCUUGAUGUGUGCAGGAAAUAGACGCAGCGAGAUGAAUAAAGUGAAACCAGUGAAGGGAUUGAGUUGGACGGUCGGCGCUAUAAGUAACGCGACGUGGACGGGUGUGUAUCUUCGAGAUGUGCUGCUGUACUGUGGCGUAGACCCUAAUGAUACUGAGGGAAAGCAUGUUAUUUUAGCGGGCGCGGACAUAGACGCGACGGGCGAGCAGUUCAGCACGUCCAUCCCGCUGCACAUGGCGCUGGACCCGCUGGCGGACGUGCUGCUCGCCACGCGCAUGAACGGCGAGCCGCUGCCGCCCGACCACGGCCGCCCGCUGCGCGCGCUCGUGCCCGGCGCGCCCGCCGUGCGCAGCGUCAAGUGGCUGGAAUCCAUAACGAUAUCAACGGACGAGAGCCCGUCCCACUGGCACCAGCAGGACUACCGCUCGUUCAAUGCCAGUAAAACGUGGGAGACGGCCGACUUCAGCACCGCGCCACCCGUGUACAGUCUACCCGUCACCUCGGCGAUGUGCUCCCCCUGCGACGGAGACACCGUCGAGGUCCAAGAUGGCCACAUAGAGCUUAAGGGGUACGCGUACUCCGGCGGCGGCGCGAAAAUCCUCCGCGUGGACAUCAGCUCGGACGGCGGGCGCGGCUGGCGCGAGGCGGAGCUGCGCUCGCACGGCGCGCCGCCGCGCCGCCACUACGCGUGGACGCUGUGGCGCCUGCGCAUGCCCGUGGACGCCCGCACCACACAGUUGGAGAUCUGGGUGAAGGCGACGGACAGCAACUUCAACACCCAACCAGAGAAGUUCGACGACAUCUGGAACAUUCGAGGCAUUCUCGGCAACGCGUAUCACAAAGUGAAGAUUAAUUUAAAACAUAAAUAAGCAAAGAGGUUUUAUGAAAAAAUAUUCUUAGCUGUUUUCUUCUUUUAUGGUAUAUGAAGGACAGAAUUCGAUCAAUCUAGUUAGUACCAAUAUAAACAAACAUUUGUUGAAAAAAAAUAUUGGUGAAAUAUUCUAUAGCAUUCCUUGUUUUCAUAAUAAUUUAUCUAUAUGUUGAAUGGCAUAUAGAAUAGAAGUUCGUACAAAGUAUAUCUUAAUAGUAGAAUUUUUUUUUUUUAACUUCGUUGAUGUGUAAGUUAUUUUAACAAUUUACGAGAACAAUUACAGAUUAAAAUAUUGCUCAUAUCUCUUAUGUCAAUCUGGUCAUAGAUUACAAAAUAUACACAGUUCAUAAUUUAACUUGUAAGAUACUCAGAUAUAUUUAUUUGGUACUCAAUUUUUUAUACUUUAGUGAUAAUAUUUAUAAACUAAUCGAUAUAAAUAAAAAUGAGUAGCCAAACUCGGAACGGCUCAGCUAAUUCGGACAACUUUUUUGUAUUUAUU
This is a messenger RNA of Zerene cesonia (dogface butterfly), 2377 nucleotides long. It is a transcript of the gene shop, whose product is annotated as sulfite oxidase. Gene Ontology annotation, molecular function: oxidoreductase activity; heme binding; molybdenum ion binding. NCBI's taxonomy places the organism in Eukaryota, Metazoa, Arthropoda, Insecta, Lepidoptera, Pieridae. The transcript is spliced from 11 exons. The record is from RefSeq and is a predicted model, not a curated record. The coding region runs from base 233 to 1876 and encodes 547 amino acids. Gene Ontology annotation, cellular component: mitochondrion.